Molecule: messenger RNA, 1217 nt
Organism: Vespula pensylvanica (western yellowjacket)
Lineage: Eukaryota; Metazoa; Arthropoda; Insecta; Hymenoptera; Vespidae
Exons: 5
Coding region: 306-1211 (301 amino acids)
Source: RefSeq, a predicted model, not a curated record
CUUGCGUAGUAUCAGCUGACAAUGGCCACAAAACCAUGUCCAAUGUGUGACAGUGUAUGAUGCGUAAGGAUCAGAUAUAUGUACAUAGCUUAUCCGAGCACGUCGUAUUACGAUUAGAAAAUAUUAAAAAAUUCCUUUGAAUAUAAGAUCUGUCAUAAAUGUUUACCUUUCGUAUCUUACAAUUUAAUAAAUUUUAUUUUUAAUAAAAAUUAUUCUAAUUAGAAAUUUAUAUUUACAUCACAUCAAAAAAUUCAAUAAGAUUUCUGAUACAUCUAUUAGUUGCUUUAGUGUUCCUCAAGUUAAUAAUGUCAGUAUCGAUUAAUACGAUAGAUAGUUUGGAUUAUUGUUAUUUUCCUAUUACCAAAUCUCGCAUUAAAUUGCAAAUAAAAGCUAACCAUGAUGCCAGAAUUUCCCUUAGGACUCAUUUGGGAGAUGAUUCUAAUGUAUAUGAAAUUAUUCUUGGUGGGUGGGGAAAUACCAUGUCAGCUAUCAAAAGAAAUAAUGUAGAACCAGAUGUAGCUGAAGCAGAAACUAUAGAUAUAUGUGGAGAUAAUUGUGAUAUUUGGAUACAAUGGUCUUGUGAUGGAAUCUUAAGUGUAGGCCGAGAAAAUGAAGAAUGUGAAACUUUAAUGACAUAUAAAGAUAAAAAUCCAUUCGUUAUCAAUUAUAUAGGAUUUAGUACAGCUUGGGGUGCAACAGGAGAAUGGACUAUAAUGAAUGAAUACAAAUUUACAUCACUUGCUAUCAGACAACAGCUGGCUGAUACAUGUCAUUUAUGGUUUGAUUUUAACAAUACAUUAAGUUUUCCCCAAAAUGCAGCCAUGGCUUCUGAAGACGGAUUAUAUGUUGGACGUGCACAUCAUAAAGAUUCUGUAACACCUGGUAGUAUAAAGGAUAAUAUUUGUACUUUAGCAUGGGGGGGAACAACUCAUGAAAAAAAAGAAUUUCAAGUAUUAUGUAUUAAAGACAUUAACUGGGUAAAAUCAUGGGAAGGGAGUGUUCCUUUAUAUGCUCUUCCUGCUGGUGAAACGGAAGAUGGUUAUGCUCUUUUUAUCGGUAGAGCUUUGUAUGAAGGAGUAUAUUAUGUAGGAAAAAUACAACCAAAUCAUCAAGUAUGUUAUAUACCAGUUAAUGGACAAGAAAUGCCUUGUUUAGAAUAUGAAACUUUGGUAAUACAUAAUUACAAUACCGUGGAACAUAUAGGAAGAUAAAUAUUU